Molecule: messenger RNA, 4178 nt
Organism: Triplophysa rosa
Lineage: Eukaryota; Metazoa; Chordata; Actinopteri; Cypriniformes; Nemacheilidae
Gene: phka1a
Product: phosphorylase kinase, alpha 1a (muscle)
Exons: 32
Coding region: 356-4012 (1218 amino acids)
Biological process (GO): glycogen metabolic process
Cellular component (GO): phosphorylase kinase complex
Molecular function (GO): calmodulin binding
Source: RefSeq, a predicted model, not a curated record
ACAGGCGAGUGUGCAGUGAACGAGUAACGUUAAUUUACUUUCCUUCCGGAUUUUGGCCCGCUAAGCUGUCAGGUUCGUUUAUAUUCGCUAUACGUACGCAAUUUAGUCUCUUUCGGGUUUUAAAAGUUUUCUUGAAAAACUUUGACGACAGCAUUUAUGCAGUGAACCAGCGUUUUGUCAUGCAGCUCGUGCUUGUCUCUAGCUAAAGGCACCAUGCUAUCGUUUGGCAACUUUGUGUCAAAUUCGAAUAGCUUGCGCCUUUAUUGUCCAGCAAUGUUACGCGUGUGUUUAUUUCAGAAGCAUGUUGGCGGUUCUUAAACCAUAAACGUCUUUAACAAACUUGAUAGGAGCUAAAAUGAGGAGUCGCAGCAACUCUGGAGUUAAACUCGACAACUACGCGCGGAUAGUUCAACAGACUAUUCUGCGUCACCAAGAUCCAGUGACAGGUCUGUUACCAGCGAGCAAAGAACAGCCUGAUGCCUGGGUCAGGGACAAUGUGUACAGCAUCCUAUCUGUCUGGGCACUUAGUUUGGCUUACAGGAAAAAUGCAGACCGGGAUGAAGAUAAAGCUAAAGCCUAUGAGCUUGAACAGAGUGUUGUGAAGUUAAUGAGGGGACUGCUUCAGUGCAUCAUGCGCCAGCUGGACAAGGUGGAGAAGUUUAAAUACAGUAAGAGCGCUUUGGACUGCCUCCAUGCCAAGUACAACACUCACACCUGUGCCACCGUGGUGGGUGACCAAGAGUGGGGGCAUCUUCAGCUCGAUGCAACUUCACUCUACCUCCUUUUCCUGGCACAGAUGACCGCCUCAGGGCUGCACAUUGUGUACACUCAGGACGAGGUGGAUGUGGUACAAAAUCUGAUGUUUUACAUUGAAUCUGCAUAUAAAGUGGCUGAUUAUGGGAUGUGGGAGAGAGGAGACAAAACCAAUCAGGGGAUUCCUGAGCUAAACGCAAGCUCCAUCGGAAUGGCGAAAGCGGCACUUGAAGCGCUAGAUGACUUGAAUUUAUUUGGAGCCAAAGGGGGACCUUGCUCUGUUGUUCAUACCUUACCAGAUGAUAUCCAGCACUGUCAGUCCACCCUGAGCUCCAUGUUACCCAGAGCCUCAACAUCUAAAGAGGUGGAUGCUGGGCUGUUGUCCGUCAUUUCAUAUCCAGCCUUUGCUGUGGAGGACAUGGAAUUAGUCAACAUCACUAAGGAGGAAAUCAUCUCCAAACUGCAGGGAAGAUACGGCUGUUGCCGUUUUCUUAGAGAUGGCCACAAAACUCCUAAAGAGGACCCCAGCAGACUGUACUAUGAAUCUGCUGAGUUAAAGCUUUUCGAAAACAUUGAAUGUGAGUGGCCACUUUUCUGGACCUACCUGAUCUUAGAUGGCAUCUUCAUCAACAGUCCAGAGCAGGUGCAGGAGUAUCGAGAAGCUCUGGAAGGCAUCAUGAUCAAACAGAAAGAUGGGAUACGACUGCUGCCUGAGCUCUAUAGCGUUCCUCCUGAUAAGGUCGAUGAAGAGUAUGUUAAUCCUCACUCUGUGGAGAGAAUCCCAAUGGAAAAGUGUCCUCUGAAGUGGGGACAGUCCCUUUAUAUACUGGGCAAUCUGUUAGCAGAGGGUUUCCUGGCUCCUGGAGAGAUAGACCCAUUAAACCGUAGGUUCUCCACCAUCCCUAAACCAGAUGUUGUGGUACAAGUGUCCAUUCUUGCUGAGAAUGAGGACAUUAAGGCCCUGCUGCUGAAGAAUGGAAUUGAUGUGGAGACCGUGAGAGAUAUCCACCCUAUUAGAGUGCAGCCGUCUCGAGUUCUCAGCCACAUUUAUGCAAGGCUAGGGCGUAAUGAAAGGCUGGGACUGACUGGCAGACCGUAUCGUCGGAUUGGUGUGCUGGGAACCUCCAAGCUCUACAUCAUCCGCAACACCAUCUUUACCUUCACACCUCAGUUCAUAGAUCAUCAGCAGUUUUAUCUGGCUCUGGACAAUAAGAUGAUAGUGGAGAUGUUAAGAACUGAUCUGUCGUACCUGUCCUCUCGUUGGAGGAUGACUGGCCACCCGACCGUCACCUUUCCCAUCUCCCAGACCAUGCUGAAUGAAGAUCACUCAGACUUGGACCCUGCUGUGCUGGCUACCCUUAAAAAGCUACAGGAUGGUUACUUUGGAGGGGCAAGGAUCCAGACCGGCAAGUUAUCAGAGUUCCUGACCACAUCUUGUUUUGCUCAUCUGAGCUUCCUCGAUAUUGGUAAGACAUGCUCCGGUAAUAGGGGCUGGAAUGAAGAUGAUGAUGACGGCUACUUUGCAGGUGCUGUGCAUGACCUGAACUUCAAUGAUGAUACAGAUGACCUAGCACAAUAUCUGGACCAGCUGUUAACUGCAAGUGUACCUCAGCAGGGUCUCAGAGUCGAGGCAGAGGCUAAAGGACUCAGUCGCUUCAAGGCUGCGGCCAUUAAGACAAGAGAGAUGGUGUCUCUCAUGAACAAAGCCAAAGAGCUUCAAAUCCACAAUUUGCACAUGUAUCUUCCCAAUAAGCUUUUUCGCUCCCCUCAGCCUGCAUUGAAUCUUAAAGAUUUCCCUGGACCAAGUGCCAGUCAGGGUCCAGAGGUCUUCGGGUCCCCUGUGUUUAACCUGCCGCGGGACGAUCAUGGUGCUAUUGACCACAAUGGUCUAGUCCAGGUGCUCAGAGACACGCAGAGCCUUCAUGACCAGGCAGACAUCCUUUUCAUCCUUUUUAAAGACAAGGGAAUGGAGUGGGACACACAGUUGCAUGGGAAAGGCAGCACUGUUAAGAGUUUACUAGUAGAACUUUAUCAGAAGGCAGGAGACCUCCGUUACUGGGAUCUCAUCCGCAUGAUUUCAGGCAUGCUUCGCAAGAAAGUGGAGGAACUGGACUGGGCCUGUUCAGAUUUAUUGGCUCAUCAGAAGCACCUGACAGUCGGUUUACCGCCUGAGCCGAGGGAGAAGACUAUUACUGCGCCUUUGCCUCCGGACCAGCUGGCUUCACUUAUUGAUCAAGCCAGUGAGAGCAACAUCACCAUUGCCAUCCUCACACAGGAAAUUAUGGUGUACCUGGCAAUGAUCAUCAGAACUCAGCCCACUUUGUUCAGUGAGAUGUUCAGACUGAGGAUCGGCCUCAUCAUUCAGGUCAUGGCGACUGAACUGGCCCAGUCUCUAAACUGUUCAGGUGAGGAGGCCACUGAGAGUUUAAUGAAACUGAGUCCCUCUGAGUUGAAGAAUCUUCUCCAUCACAUUCUGAGUGGCAAAGAAUUUGGAGUUCAGAGAAGUGUGCGUUCAGUUGAGCCGGGUGUCAGUCCUGUCAUUUCCAUCCAUGAGGUUGGUAAUGUUGGUGCCACUAAGAGCGAGCGUGCAGGCAUCAGCAAACUGAAAAGUGAAAUGAAGUUGACGUUUUCAGGUCAAUCCUUUGACAUUGAGCAUGUUGAGUCAGGGAGGUACCGUAUCCCUUCAAUUGAUGCAUCUGAUAGCUCAGUUGGUCUUGGCAUGCCCCGAGACAUUCGACAAGGCCAGUGGCUACGCAGAAGAAGGCUUGAUGGUGCUCUCAACAGAGUGCCUGUGGGAUUUUAUCGAAAAGUCUGGAAGAUUCUACAGAAGUGUCAUGGGCUUUCCAUUGAAGGCUUUGUGCUGCCAUCUUCAACUACAAGAGAGAUGACCCCGGGUGAGAUUAAGUUUUCUGUGCAUGUCGAAAGGGUGCUUAACCGUGUCCCUCAGCCUGAGUAUAGACAGCUGCUGGUGGAGGGGAUCCUGGUACUUACCAUGCUGGCUGAUGUGGACAUACAAAGCAUUGGCAGCAUCAUCCAUAUAGAGAAGAUUGUUCAUAUUGCCAAUGACAUAUUCUACAAGGACCAGAAGGAUCUUGGGGCUGAGGAAAGUAUAUUAGAAAAGGAUCAAUCCACAGGCAUCUGUCGGCUCCUGUAUGAUACUGCACCCAGUGGCCGUUUUGGCACCAUGACUUACCUCACUAAAGCGGUGGCCACCUAUGUUCAGGAUUUCCUUCCUAGUGGCGCCUGUACUGUACAGUGAUACAGUGUUUUUAUUUUAAUAGAGUAGUGCGUAUUGUACAGUGUAGAAACCACUAUUUUAUAGACGUUAAUAUAUACUAAUUUAACGCAGAAAUGUUAUGUGUGCAGAAUGUGUGAAUUUGAGGCAUGUUGAUAAAUGCAUAACAGGAAUAAACUUGUUGAACAUU